ACAUCAUAUUCGGUACGUGAACUAACAAGCCUAUCUACGACAGUAGACACAGAGCCAUCAUCAGCAGAACCCGAUCCACGUCAAAGCGCGAUUCCGUCGUCGAGAGCGACGAUGACUAUUGCCAUGCGAUCAUGGCAUGCGGGCAUUGCCCACAGCGGCAGCAUCUCGCAUUACCAGGAGAUUCGAACUUGAGUGAAUAGGAAGACUUCAACGGAUUGCUACUAAUGUGGCGACGAAUUCAGAACUCUCCAAUAUCCCGCCAUGGACUACGACGAUACCUCAGGCUUCAACAUCCGUGGAAGAGCUCAUCAAAACAACACUGAGCGCUCCAGCUCGCCUGCCCGCCGUGAUCAGUAUCGUCGUUCAAGAUCACCACGCGGAUAUCAAGAUCGAGGUGGCUACCGUGGCCGCUAUCAGGAUGAUGACUAUCGGCGCAGCGACCACGGCGGCUAUGCAGGUCGCCAACAGAGCUAUCGCCGCCGAGAUGAUCGAGACGACACGGUCGUAGAGCGCCCACCAACACCGGAAGAAUGGCCGCCAGCGUCUAUGAAUGGCGACAGUGAUGUCGCGACCUCCGGUCAGCCACUUCAAUUCCUCCUCAUCCGCGAUCUCAAGCCGAACGUGACAAGCGCCAUCCUUAGUAAGGGUCUCGAGAAGCUGUACCGCGACGAGGUCCAAGCUGGUGUACAGGAGAAACCGCAAAUCAACAGCAAUCUGGGCGCCACUCCAGGAAGUCUAAAGCGAGUCUUUAUCGUCCGCGAGAGCGGCACCUCGAGAAGUCUACAAUUUGGGUUUGCUGAGUUUCACUCGAAAGUGGACGCCACAGCGGCACUGGCAAAGUUUGACGAACGCAGAGCUCCACUCACUAUCGCUUCGAAGAACAUCCAAGUCAACCUCCCGCAUGCUGGCAUCUUUGUUCCUGCCGACCCAUCAGAUCGGGAAGCAUUCGAGCUCCGCCAAGGCGACUUUCGGAAGUAUCGUGCUCCAGGCUACUUUGCCGAUGCCUUCUAUCCUGGAGGUAAAGGGAAGCACGGACCGCCAGACUGCCAACCCCGUGCCCGUGCUAGCACUUGCGGCAGGUCGAUGGCAGAAGUCAGGAGAACAGCUUCGCCGAGAUCUUCCACGCCCAGCGACUGA
Messenger RNA from Zymoseptoria tritici IPO323, 1137 nucleotides. RefSeq lists its product as uncharacterized. NCBI's taxonomy places the organism in Eukaryota, Fungi, Ascomycota, Dothideomycetes, Mycosphaerellales, Mycosphaerellaceae. The coding region runs from base 262 to 1137 and encodes 291 amino acids. The transcript is spliced from 2 exons. The record is from RefSeq and is a predicted model, not a curated record. Gene Ontology annotation, molecular function: RNA binding.